Messenger RNA from Cynoglossus semilaevis (tongue sole), 1506 nucleotides. It is a transcript of the gene ybey, whose product is annotated as ybeY metalloendoribonuclease. Gene Ontology annotation, molecular function: metalloendopeptidase activity. Gene Ontology annotation, biological process: rRNA processing. The record is from RefSeq and is a predicted model, not a curated record. The coding region runs from base 220 to 726 and encodes 168 amino acids. The transcript is spliced from 4 exons. Lineage: Eukaryota; Metazoa; Chordata; Actinopteri; Pleuronectiformes; Cynoglossidae.
CAACAAAGGGAUCAAACGUUAUAUUUGGUAGCAUUUACGUUGGCGCUGUGCGGGUCGUCACCUUGAAUUCUGCCUGUAUUGGUCGAAAUUAACGCUAAGCGGACCCUCAACUGUGAUAAACCGACUGCUGAAGGAGAAGUGUGGCUGCUAUUUACUUGAAGACGAUCAGUUCGGAGGAACCUUCGCCUUUUUUAUUUAUGUUUGUUUGCCUGGUUCACUAUGGGAGUAGUACUUCGAAAUCUCCAGAGGGUGGUGCCCCUUCGCCGCGCCAGACUUCGCAGUGACGUCGACAGACUGAGACACAUCCUGGGUAUUCACAAAUUUGACCUGAGCAUCGUGUGUGUAGACAACCACAGGAUCAAACAAAUUAACAAUAUCUACAGAAAGAAAAAUGUGCCGACAGACGUCCUUUCCUUCCCUUUCUAUGAGGAUUUGAGACCUGGGAAGCUGCCCUGUGUCCUUCAUAGGGACGAACUGAACCUCGGGGACAUUUUCUUGGGGGUUGAGUUUAUCAUGAAUCAGUGUGUGGAUGAAUCUGUGGAUCUGCACGAUACUCUGACUGUGGUCACUGCACAUGGAAUAUGCCACCUACUGGGCUACAGACACGAGACCGAGGAGGAAUGGACCGAGAUGUUGCAGAGGGAAAGCUACAUCCUGACGGAGUUCACCCGACUGACAGGUCGUCAUCUUCAGCCUCUGAUGAAGAGAUGUGAUGACGUCAGAUGACAGACUAUGAUAAGGUCCAGCUGCUGCCUUUACUAUGGUGCUGAGUUUAACUCCCCACUGUGGAUGACUACACCCAUCAGGACAGAUGACCUCAAUGAUGCUGCUUCACAAACACUAGAUUUCAAUGUUGUGAAAGAUUUUUUUUAAAGAUAUUUUAUUGUUUUAUUAAAAUCUGCUUUAGGAAGAGUCACUUGUUCAUGAAGGGUAGAAAAAAAAAGCUGUACGUUCUUAUUUACAAAUAGAUCUCAUCCUCGUAACACUGCGGUGGGACGGGAGGGGGAGGGAGGAGAGGCGGGGAUGCACCACAGGAAAGAAAAUCACAAUUCCUGUUUUAACGUGUGACCUUACAAGCCAGGUGUGUAAAUAAAUGGUUUGUAGGUGGACGAAGUCAACCCACAGUGGACACUUCCUGAAACUACAGAGAGAACUUUUUUUUUUUUUUUUUAAGGUUUGAUUUGCCCGGUGCGAUCUGAUAGGCUCUUCGUGACCAUUUCACCUACGGCUGGAAAUAAAUAGACAAUCUGAUUUAUACAUUGACUUCAGACAGACAUUUAAAAAAAAAAAAAAGCAACAGGUUUGUGCAACUUUCAACGUAAAGCUUGAACACGAUCUCUUGUGAGGCACAAGGUCAGAAACCCCCACAAAAAGGUUGAUGUGGGUUCAACUGAGAACAGCUCAGUGGAGAAAACCUGUAACUGAGCUACACAACUGUGUUGAAUAAAUGGAGACAGUCACACAAACAUUGUUACAAAUAAAACACAGAAACCAAAAAAAAAAAAA